Molecule: messenger RNA, 1335 nt
Organism: Spodoptera littoralis (African cotton leafworm)
Lineage: Eukaryota; Metazoa; Arthropoda; Insecta; Lepidoptera; Noctuidae
Source: the annotation of a GenBank genome assembly
AUGGAGCGCUACAGGCUUGAACCCGUUACAGUAGAGUAUGAUCCGAUGUGUGAUAAGGAAAAGCCACAGAAAAUAUCGUUUGAAGAUGUAUCUGCUGCUGCUUAUAGGAUCCAGAGCCAGAUUGUAAAAACGCCAUGCGUGAAAUCCCAUAUGUCUAACGCAUUUGGAAUGGACAUUUACCUGAAAAACGAUUUUCUUCAACACACUGGGAGUUUCAAGGAACGCGGUGCACGAAAUGCUCUCCUUUUAUUAUCAAAGGAGAAUAAAACUCGUGGCGUGAUUUCUGCAUCACUUGGUAACCACUCCCAAGCCCUGAGUUACCAUGCGAACAACCUGAACAUUCCCGCCACAGUCGUGAUGCCCAACGUGGCUCCGAUCAUGAAGAUAGAAAAGUGCCGGUCUUAUGGGGCCAACGUCAUCAUCCAUGGACAUGACAUGAAGGAGGCUAAAUAUCAUGCCAUGACUCUGGCCAAAGAAAAGUCUCUGAUCUAUAUCAACGGCUAUGACCAUCCACACAUAAUGGCGGGACAAGGCACGGUAGGUCUUGAGAUCAUAGAGCAGGUGCCUGAUGUGGACGCCGUGAUAGUGCCCGUGGGAGGAGGCGGGCUGCUAGCUGGCGUCGCCACCGCAAUCAAACAUCUGAAGCCUCACGUUCUUAUUUACGGCGCGGAGACGGAGAAGUGUCCGAGUAUGGACUAUGCGAUGAAGCACGACGAGCCAGUCUCCGUGGAGAUCAGAUCCACUCUGGCGGACGGUCUGGCCGUUCCCACGGUCGGCUACAACGCAUUCGCCACCGUCAAGGAUUGCGUCGACAGAAUGAUAACAGUGAACGAGGACUGGAUAGCUCGCGCCAUUCUGCGUCUGAUUGAGCAGGAGAAGUACGUGGUGGAGGGCGGAGGAGCAGUCGGAGUAGCAGCCAUCAUGGCGGGUCUCGUGCCAGAACUCACCGGGAAAAAGGUGGUGUGCAUUCUGUCUGGAGGUAACAUAGACACGACUAUUCUGGGCCGAUGUUUGGAGCGCGGUCUGGCUGCAGAGCAACGUCUAGUCAAGUUCAAAGUGACGGUGAGCGACCGGCCCGGCGGCAUCGCAGAGCUCUGCAAGCUCAUCUCCUGCACCGGAGUCUCCAUCAAGGACAUCAUACAGGAACGCGCCUGGGUUCAUGGCGAUAUCUUCAGCGUGCGGGUGAAAGUGGUGUGCGAAACCCGUGGACCCGAACACUUGGAGGAGUUGCGCGGAGUGAUAGCGACUACUUACAGGGAAUGGGACUUCGCAGGCGAAUAUGAUGCUUACCCUCGCCGCAACAGCACAGAGUCUCUCGACGAUGUCUCACAUUAA